Urocitellus parryii (Arctic ground squirrel) is the source of this 1338-nucleotide messenger RNA. Its product is annotated as cathepsin B-like. The record is from RefSeq and is a predicted model, not a curated record. Gene Ontology annotation, biological process: proteolysis; regulation of catalytic activity. Lineage: Eukaryota; Metazoa; Chordata; Mammalia; Rodentia; Sciuridae. Gene Ontology annotation, molecular function: cysteine-type endopeptidase activity.
AUGUGGUGGCCUUUGGCCUUUCUCUGCUAUCUACUGGUGCUGACCAGAGCCCAGGGCAGGACUUCUUUCCACCCGCUGUCAGACGAACUGAUCACCUACAUCAACAAGCAGAACACCACAUGGCAGGCGGGACGCAAUUUUCACAAUGUGGACGUGAGCUACCUGAAGAGGCUGUGUGGCACUUUCCUGGGUGGGCUCCGGCUGCCCGAGAGAGUUCGGUUCGCUGAGGACAUCUAUCUGCCUGAAAGCUUCGAUGCUUGGGAACAGUGGCCCGACUGUCCAACCAUCAAAGAGAUCAGAGACCAGGGUUCCUGUGGCUCUUGCUGGGCAUUUGGGGCUGUGGAGGCCAUGUCUGAUCGGAUCUGCAUCCACACCAACGGGCACGUCAAUGUGGAGGUGUCUGCAGAGGACAUGCUCACCUGCUGUGGCAGCCAGUGUGGGGACGGCUGUAAUGGAGGCUAUCCAUCUGGAGCUUGGAACUUCUGGACAAAAAAAGGCCUGGUUUCUGGUGGCCUGUAUGACUCCCACAUAGGCUGCAGACCCUACUCCAUCCCUCCCUGUGAGCACCACGUCAAUGGUUCCCGGCCCCAGUGCACAGGAGAGGGGGACACUCCCAGAUGCAGCAAGAGCUGUGAGCCCGGCUACGCCCCGUCCUACAAGGAGGACAAGCACUAYGGGUACAGUUCCUACAGCGUCUCCAGUAACGAGAAGGAGAUCAUGGCAGAGAUCUACAAAAAUGGCCCAGUGGAGGGCGCCUUCACCGUCUUCUCAGACUUCCUGACCUACAAAUCAGGAGUGUACCAGCAUGUUGCUGGAGAGAUGAUGGGAGGCCACGCCAUCCGCAUCCUUGGCUGGGGGGUAGAGAAUGGCAUCCCUUACUGGCUGGUGACCAACUCCUGGAACACUGACUGGGGUGACAAUGGGUUCUUUAAAAUCCUCAGAGGAGAGGAUCACUGUGGAAUUGAAUCAGAAAUUGUGGCUGGAAUCCUACGCACUGACCAAUACUGGGCAAAGAUCUAGUCUGCUGCAGGCCUGGCUGGCCAGUCCUGGGGGUUUCCCUAAACAUAGCCAACUGGUCUGGGGGUGAGAUGCGGGCAAGAAUAUCUUUUAUUCUUUGAGUUCACAUAAGGUACAAGAAGUUGUAGACAGGGUCUAAAGAACUGGAUCAGGCCAAACUCACGCUUCCAGGUAGAACUGUCUUCCAAGGAAACGUGUUCAUUCCUGCUCCCUCCCAGCCUGUUCAGUGGACAAUGGCCACAGUGCACCCCGAGUCUUCCCCGUAGACUAGUGCUGUUUGUAGUGCCUGCUGCUCCGGCUCUGGCUGCAACACCCUCCCCC